GACCCCAUUCAGCGCAGCGGGGGCCUUAAGGCACAGCACCGCACGCAGUCAAUCCACCACCAGCACAGCCACCGUCCGCGCCUAAGACGCCCAUAUCAUUGACGCCGUCCCUCGUUGGACGAGACCCCGCCAAGAUGCGAUUGCCCGACGCCGACAUGUUCGCCAACAUGCAACCCACCACCCUAGCCACGUCCCUUCCCACGCACACCGCGUCCCCGCUGUUCCUCGCGUCGCGACCCCAGGCCAUGGACAUGCCCGACCUUGGAGACAUGCAGAUGGACGCCUCCCAGAUGAGCUCCACCGGCAAAGGCAUCCUGGUGGGCAUGCUCUCCGCCUUUGGUUCGGCCGCCUUUGUCGCCAUCCUGGCCGCUAUCAUCUACUUUUUCCGAUACACCCAAAGAGGCAGGAUCUUCUUGGACCGCAUAGGCAGGCCCGGUGAAUACGAUGACGAGCAGGCUUUCAUAAAGGAGGAGGCCGAGGCGCUGGAGGAAAUGGAUGACCUGCAGCGCGUGGAAUACUUACGAGCGAAAGCAUUCAUCCAAGCAAAUCCGCCAGAGUCCGUUCAAACCGAUAUUUCAUUGUCUCAGUUCUUAGCGAUACAGGAGAAAGGAGUUUCAGCAUGGGAGUUUGAACCGGAACUGGAGAUUGCCAACUGUUUCGUCGAGGGCCGGACCGAGGUCGAGUUUUUUGACAUGGAGUGCAGCGUUCAAAGCAACCUGCCAAUUCCGAAGCAAAACGAAGUUUACUAUUGGGAGGCCAAGAUCUACGAAAAGCCCGAAAACACGACCAUAAGCAUUGGCUUGACCACCAAGCCCUAUCCGCUCUUCCGUUUGCCCGGCUAUCACAAGCACUCGAUCGCAUACACCUCAUACGGCUCUCGACGCCACAACCAGCCGUUCAUCCCAACCCCCUAUGGACCAUCUUAUGUGCAAGGCGACGUCGUCGGCAUUGGUUACAGGCCGCGCACCGGCACAGUCUUCUUUACUCGGAACGGCAAGAAGCUCGAGGACGUUGCACACGGUUUGAAGUCGCAAAACUUCUUCCCCACGGUUGGCGCGAACGGCCCGGCUCAAGUGCACGUCAACUUUGGCCAGAUGGGUUUCGUUUUCAUUGAGGCAAACGUCAAGAAAUGGGGUCUGGCGCCCAUGACCGGUUCGCUGGCGCCGCCGCCUCCCUACGGCAGUGAGCAGGGCAGUAUCCUGCUCGAGGGCGGACGGGAAGGUGUGCGCGAAGGAAUGGGUUACAUCAGCGCCGGCUAUGCACAUGGAAGGAGCAGCAGCCAGCAGAUGCGCCUGGGCAGAAAUCAGCCAACAAGCCCCGGCCCGCAGCGCUCCCCGACGGACAUCUCUCUUGCGCAACUCAGUCUUGUCGAUUCUAAUGAAGGGGAUGUUGGCGAAGGCACCAGCAACACUGCGGCGGCCGAGGCCAACCACUACAGCCAGAUCCCGCAAGGCCUGGCCAUUGCCGAAGCACCUCCGGAAUACCGCUCUCCAGCGCCAAGUCUCGACGAACGUACCAGUGGAAGACCGUCGGGCGAGGAGCGCAGGCCGUUGCUGAGGAACGCAGGGGAGAGGAGGGAGCAUGAGCCGCCUAUACCCACUUAUGCGGCUGCGGUGGCGGACUCGGAGGCGGAGAGGAGAGGAAGGAGUGAUACCCGCGGCAGCAGCUCGCGCUCAUGACACGACCACAAAUUUUUCCUUUUUACUACCUCGUGAUGACUACCGCUGAUCGAUCCAUCCUUUGUGUAUACCUCUUGCGCGCUCGUCUGGUCU
This is a messenger RNA of Aplosporella prunicola CBS 121167, 1772 nucleotides long. RefSeq lists its product as uncharacterized. The record is from RefSeq and is a predicted model, not a curated record. NCBI's taxonomy places the organism in Eukaryota, Fungi, Ascomycota, Dothideomycetes, Botryosphaeriales, Aplosporellaceae. Gene Ontology annotation, molecular function: protein binding. The transcript has 3 exons. The coding region runs from base 135 to 1679 and encodes 514 amino acids.